AUGUCUGCCAAAUCUGGAAGCUCCGCGGUAGGUCCUGCUCCUCUUCCUCCCACAGAUCUCCUUCUCAGCUUGCGAACAGGCAAAGUCCGUCCCAUGGGUGGAGUAAACAUCCGCAGCGCCAUCAACAAGCGAGAUCGUCAAGGAAAAUGGGAAGUUACUCCUCUGGGUCUUGUCGGCGACGAGCAUGACUACGUCCAUCAUGGCGGCCCCGAGAAAGCGCUGCACCAAUACUGCGCUGCUCACUAUGAUGCGUGGAAUUUUGAAGUCCCCGGACGCCAAGAUCUCUUCAAAAUUGGUGGGUUUGGAGAGAACCUCUCGGCGAGGCACAUGUCAGAGCACAAUGUCUGUAUCGGCGACGUUUACCGCAUAGGAAAAGGUUCUGUGAGAAUCCAGGUGACAUCCCCUCGACAGCCGUGUUACAAGCUGAACCACCGCUUUCAGCACAAGAAAGCUUCAGCUAUGGCGCAGUCAACUGGUCGUAUGGGGUGGUACUACCGUGUCAUCAAGACUGGCUUUAUCGAACAGGGUGACGAGAUGGAACUUGUCGAACGGAUUCACCCAACCUGGCCUCUUGCUCGUGUCCAGAACUACCUCUACCACGAAAAGGAUAACUACGAGGCGUCUCGAGAGUUGGCCACUCUGCCUGCCCUGUCUGAAGAGAUGUUGAACAUAUUUCGCACACGUCUUGAACACGGUGCCGAAGAUAUGAGUGGUCGCCUCGAAGGUGAUCGCAUCUCUGUGUCAUUCGUCUUUGAAGUCGAAGGUGAUGAUGAAAAAUCUGAGGAUUUCGCCUUUGGACAGUUCCCUUUUGUGCGACUUCGGUUCGGGCCUGAUGGGAGUUUAUCUCGUGCGUACUCUGUCGUAUCCGGCACUAAAAACCGCUUCGAGCUGGGUAUUUCUCGAGAUGACAACUCUCGAGGCGGGUCUGUCUAUUUGCAUGAUAACCUGAAAGUUGGUGACGUUAUCAAGAUUGCAUCAGGACGCAACGCCUCCACGACCCAGCAGGACAAGAGCUCUGCUCCACAAGCCGUCAAACACAUUUUCGUCAUUGGUGGUAUUGGUGUGACAGCAUUUCUCACAGAGAUCGAGAAGCUAUCGAGCGGAGAGGCAGAUGUACAGGUACAUUAUGCUGUGCGUAGCCACAAAGAUGCCGCUUAUAUGGAACGUCUACCACUCGACAAGACGAAUAUAUAUGCCAAAGAUCAGGACCGACGACUCAAUCUCAGUCAGAUCAUACCCAAGCUAGUGGAUGAGAACAAACCCACUACAGUCGUUUACUGCUGCGGCCCAACAUCUCUGAUGAAUGCCUGUCGCACCAUAACCACCACUCUGAAUUAUCCGAAAGCCAAUAUUCAUUUCGAAGAAUUUGGCGAUGCCACAACAGGAACAGGAGAGCCCUUCGAAGUGGAAAUCAAGUCUACAGGCAAGACAAUUCAAGUGCCUCGUGAAAAGUCGCUUCUUCAGGUACUCUCCGAUGCUGGGCUGGAGAUUGAGUCUUCAUGCCUGGUUGGGAACUGCGGGACGUGUAUGGUCGAUGUUUGCAAGGGAGAGGUAGAGCAUAAAGGCGUGGCUUUGAAUGAGGAGCAGAAGAAGGAGUCGAUGUUGAGCUGUGUUAGUCGUGGGAAGGGCAGGAUUAUGAUUGACUGUUAG
Fusarium pseudograminearum CS3096 is the source of this 1650-nucleotide messenger RNA. RefSeq lists its product as uncharacterized. Gene Ontology annotation, molecular function: pyridoxal phosphate binding; molybdenum ion binding; oxidoreductase activity. The transcript is spliced from 2 exons. The coding region runs from base 1 to 1650 and encodes 549 amino acids. Lineage: Eukaryota; Fungi; Ascomycota; Sordariomycetes; Hypocreales; Nectriaceae. The record is from RefSeq and is a predicted model, not a curated record.